ACUGGAAUGAAGGAACGAAGGAAGUCGGAACAAAACCAAUGGCCGAAGCGUUUGGUUUGCAGACUUGUGGUUGGGAUCGGAGGUCACGGGACGCUUAUCUAAGCGACGCGCUACUGAACACCGUCGCGCUGCCCUCUGACAGCGAGCAGAUCUCCUUCUGCUGAAUCGCACAGAGUUUGCAUUAAGAUAUUAUCUCGACCCAGUGUGAGCAAAACUGCCUCAACUGUGUGCCCACUAUGGCAGAUCCUGCGCCCAUACAGGAUUCCUCCGGCCCCACUCUCACCCCCGAACGUCCGAGUUCAACCCGGGCUGGAUCCGCGGUACGACGCAGUACUAAACUCAAAGACACUCGAUCUUCGCGGUCUUCAGUCGCUAGCAGAGUAACUUUGUCCGAUACAAUUGCAAAGGAAUCGAGUUUACCGGAUGUAAGCGAUUCACUUCCGCAAGCUGUCGAAGGCCCCACCGAUACUUUGAACAGUGACAUUACCGCCGAGCCAUCCCAUGACAUCUCCGGCUAUGAAGCGGAUAAGACAGCGGAAGACGAAACGAAUGAGAAUACAGCAGCUGUUCCUGCUGGUCGAGAGAAACUGCUAGCACGCUUCCGAGAGCUGAUUAGUGGGUUGAAUGGGUAUAGCGACGAGCUAUGGACUGAGGAACAUAACCAAGCGGCAGAAUCGUUUCUUUAUGAGUCCCAGAAUAGGAAAAUAUUAGCUUUUAUAGAUACUGAUCGCAAGCCGGCAACCCUCUACCUGCAAGCCGCUCUCCCGCCACGAAAGGUGAAAGAGCUCAUGUAUCUCAUCCGGACGCACACGGAAGAAGGUGAACCUGUAACGGAUCAUAAUUUCAGUCAAAAGGUGCAGCACGGGUUUGUAUCUGGGAACACGAUGGAGAGCCUCUUGCAAUUAAUGCAGGGAACGUAUGUUCCCAUGUUUUCCGAUAAUAAGAGAUGGCCGGAAAGCGCCCGAAGGGAGUUCAGCAAUCAAUUGCACAAAUUCAUGGCAUUCCUCACGGAUGCAGCGUAUCAAAUGAAGGGACAUACUGUCCUUUACGUCCCUAGUGAGAAUGUGGCUGAUCCCGAACGGUGCGCCAAGAUGAAGGAUGUCGUUCAGCGUCUUGAGUCACUGGUAGUACAUUGGACGAGACAAAUCAAGGAAGUCGUGAACAACCAACAUGCAUCGGAGACGACCGAGAAUUCCGGACCUAUCGAGGAAAUUCAGUUCUGGCGAAGCCGCUGCGAUGAUUUGUCAGGCAUUAGCGAGCAGCUGAAUAGGGGUGAUGUUCAACAGAUAUUAAAGGUUCUCGAGCUCGCAAAAUCAUCGUAUCUGGAACAGUUUGUUCGACUCGCGAAUUUGAUUCAAGAAGGAACGGCUCAAGCUCAGGAAAACUUGAAAUUUCUCUCAACCUUGACCGAUCCAUGUCAAACUUUGGCAAAUACUGAGCCGAAAAGUAUUCCUGCAAUCUUGCCUAAGCUUCUUAACUGCAUCAGAAUAAUAUGGGAAAAUUCCCGGUAUUAUAACACAAAGGAGCGCUUGACGAGUCUCCUGCGUAAAGUCAGCAACGAAAUCAUCCGUCGGUGUUGUGCAAAGAUUUCGUUGGAAGACAUUUUUCACGGUGAUGUUCAGGUUAGUAUGGUCAGCCUGCAAGAUAGUAUCAAAUGUGGCGAAUCGUGGAAAGCUAUCUACAAGCGAACCUGCCAGCAUAUUGCCAAAUACUCAAAAGGGAGGUGGGACUUCGACGAGAGCAGCAUUUUUGCACAGAUCGAUGCGUUUGUUCAGCGGUGUCGAGACUUGUUGGAGGUCUGUGAAGGACAGAUUCAGUUUGCGCGGAAAAUCAAUGGUGGUGAAAAGGCUCCCAUCCCUUUCUUCGGUGGUUCUCGGGGUCCAGAAAUUGGUAAAAGCUUGGAGGACAUCGAAGCAGCUUUUGAGAGACACCUGUCGACUUUGUGGAGCAUCCGCAAAUUUAUUCUCGAUGUGAAGGCCACGCGGUGGCAUGACGACUAUAAUAGCUUUAAGCAAGGAGUGAAAGACUUGGAAGUCAUGAUGCAGAACACUAUCACGUCCGCGUUUGAAGGCGCUACGACAGUGGAGACCAGUGUGGAGCUGCUCGAAAUCUUCCAUCACCUUGCGAAACGUGAAGCCAUCAAACGGACAGUGGAGAAGAAGACCGCCGAUAUUUACAUGCUCUUCAUUCAAGAAUUGAAUGCUGUCAAAUCAGAAUUUGAAUCCCACCGCAAGAGCCCGGAAAUCUUACGAUCUCAACCAGAUGAGGCAGGUUCGGCCUAUUGGGCGCGCUCAUUGCUUCGACGUAUCACGUACACGAUGAACAUAUUGCGAAAAGCGUAUUAUCUUCCGCAUACCCUCCUUGCUGACGAAGCGAAAGGGCAGUACGAGCCGCUCGCAGCGGCUCUCGAAGAUUAUGUGUCCAGGACGCACGCAGACUGGGUCGCCAGUUUGCAAGCUGAUUUUGGCCAACGACUCGAAGGAGCACUGAUGAAUCGACGCGGCCAGGGACUAUUGGAGAUGAAAUUUGACAAGGAUCUGCUACGCCUGUUUGCCGAGAUUACGUACUGGCAAAAACUGAAGAUGGACAUUCCUUUCCAUAUUCAGGAGAUUUACAGUAAACGGGAAGAGCUUCGAGUGCUGCGUGAGAACGUUCUACUUGUCAUCAGAGACUAUAAUAGUAUCAUGGAGACCUUAUCUCCCGAGGAACACCUGCUUUUCCGUGAGCGAAUACGGUUGUUGGACCGUAAAAUCAAUCCAGGUCUUACCAGUCUCACUUGGGCAUCUAAAGGCAUCACAGAUUACUUUGUCAAAGAAUGCCGUCGACACUCCCAAGAUGUCCAGAAAACUGUCUCGGACUUUAUAGAGUCAAACUUACGGAUUAAGCGCAACUGCAAGGUCAUCGCAGACUCCCUGCUGUGGUAUGUUGAAAGUAAAAAGAUAUAUGAGCUCGACGAGUUUGAGUCAGCUCAGAAUCGGUACAGAAACAUCGUCCGGGAUAAGCUCAUUGCAGUUCAUGAGAAUAUACAAAACACCUUGCAGAUGACUUAUGAGGUGUUUCGCAAUGAUGGGAAAGAUGUCUAUGGACACUGGGUUAAGUACAUUGAGAAGAUUGAUGGUAUGGUGGAAGAGGCCCUCCGCGCAUCAGUAAAGCGGUCUUUACAGGAAAUCAACAAAGCUAUUAACGGGGAGGGAAAGAGUCGAGACGGCGGUGCGGAGGUUCAGCCACUUUUUAAGGUCAAGGUUGUGCUGGAAAAUCAACGCGUCGACUUCAAUCCGACGCUAAAUCAUUUGGAGGAAACGGUGAACAAGGUGGCUCGAGAAAUGAUAUCAACUCUUGAAGUCGUUCCUCGGUUAGGAGAACUCCUUGCUGCCGACUCAGUUCAAGUAAAGCCGAAGUUCUACGAUAUCAUCGCAAACGAGGACGACAUAUUAAAGAUCUUUGUCAGCAUCCAAAAUGGAAUGUCUGGCAAUGCAACCAAAUGCCAGCAAUAUCUCCGGACGUGGGACACGUACAGAGAAAUUUGGGAGAUCAACAAAGAUGCCUUUAUUAGGCGGUAUGCGAAGUUGAAGCCGGCUUUGUCGACUUUCGAUGCUGAUAUUAACCGGUAUAACGAGGUCGCCAAUAACACCCAGAAGGAAGAAACGCUCACAAACAUUAAUUUUGCACGUCUGGAUUGCUCCCUCCUCAAGCACUCUCUUGUUAGCCACUGUAGCGCCUGGCAGAACAAGCUUACAACGUUGCUCAACACGAAUGCGAGCACAGAGCUCAACAACUUGCAUAAGAUGUUUGUAGAAAAGGCUGAGAGACUCCGUUCCCCUCCCAAGAAUCUGGACCAACUGGGCGAAAGCUUGAACCUUCUGUCCCAGCUGCAAACGGCGUUGCCGUCUAUUGAAGCGCAAUUCGGACCAAUUCGAGAGCAAUACGAGAUCUUGGAAAAAUACGAAGUUCAAAUCAAAGCGGAGGAGAAGACUUUGUUGGAAACCCUGCCUGUCAGCUGGGCUAACUUCCAGCAAACAAUCACAGACGCCGAAAAAUCAUUGCAGGAGUCCAAAGCAAAGUUCAAGGCUGAGCUUCUGUCAUCAGUAGAAGAUUUCGGAAAAUACACAUCCUCUAUCCGCGACGAAUUUACUGCGAAAGGGCCCUUCCAUGCCAGCUUUGGUGUUGAAAAGGCACUAAGAGCGAUUAGCGAAUACCGUAAUACCGUACAAAUAGCGGCAAAUAACGAGCGCAACCUGAAGAAGGGACUCUCGGUUUUCCAGCUAGAACAAUCACCAUCCAAGGACCUUGAAGCAAUGCAGACCUCGCUGGAGCUGCUAAGUCAAAUUUGGCAGCUUUACCAGGAGUGGAAUAAUGCCUAUGAGGGCUGGCGAACAAAACCGUUCCUGAGUCUCGAUGCAGCGGAGGUUGACGAAUCGGUGCAGAAUCUCAUCAAGCGUCUAAACCGGAUGGGUCGCGAGAUGAAGGAAUGGGAUGUAUUCGUGCAUCUACGCGAUCGUGUUCAACACACAAGGCGAACGUUACCUUUAUUGCAAGACUUGAAGAAUCCCGCAAUGCGCGACCGUCAUUGGUCGCAGCUCAUGGAUGAGGUGGCCAAAACAUUUGACCCGAGUGGUGCAGAUUUCACUUUGGAAAAAAUCUUGGAUAUGGGUCUGGAUCAGUAUGCAGAGUCCAUCUCAAACUUGUCGGCCGCUGCAACCAAAGAAUUAUCAAUUGAACAAGGUCUGGCAUCGAUCAAGGACGCUUGGGAACAGCUAGAACUCGACAUUGUACCCUACAAGGAAGACAAGGGUUAUUUCAAGUUGAGGAGCACAGACGCCGUCUUCGAGUUGCUGGAAGACAACCAAGUCACUUUGUCCUCAAUGAAGGCAUCAAAGUUUUUCCUAGCAUUCGAAGGCCAGGUGGAUCACUGGGAGCGUACGCUUUCCCGUAUCAUGGAAGUCAUUGAGCUUCUUUUGCAAGUACAGCGACAAUGGAUGUAUCUCGAGAACAUAUUUGUUGGAACGGAAGACAUCCGGAAACAGUUGCCGAAAGAGUCGGCGGUCUUUGACGGCGUGAACAAUAGCUGGAGAACCGUUAUGGAACGAAUGAUGGCCGACAAAAACGUGCUGCGAGCCAUGCAUCAAUCCGGCGUACUUGAGCAGCUAACAGAUAUGAAUGCGAAACUGGAGAAGGUCCAAAAAUCUCUUGACAUGUACCUGGAAACCAAACGGCAGGCAUUUCCUCGCUUUUACUUUCUCUCAAACGAUGAUCUACUUGAAAUAUUGGGGCAGGCAAAAGAUCCCAAUGCCGUUCAGCCACAUCUUAAAAAAUGCUUUGAUGGCAUCAAUAAAUUGGAGCUGAUAGUGGCUGGCACUGAUACCCGGAGGCACGCGGAAGCAGUCGGGAUGCAUGCUGGCGACGGAGAAUACGUUCCGUUCAGUACACCCGUCGUCAUAGAGGGCCCUGUUGAAGGAUGGUUAACUGAAAUCGAAGCUGCCAUGCGGGUAACAUUGCGACGGCUGCUCAUGGGCACUCUAAUGGCCAUGAAGAAGGCAAAAAUGGACAAGUGGCUCAAAGACUGGCCCGGACAGCUUUUGAUUACUGCAGGUUUGAUUGCUUGGACAAUGGACUGUACCAAAGCUCUGCAAGAUAUCGAAAAGGGUGACAAGCAUUCGAUGAGAGAUCAGAAAAAGCGGCAAAUUAUAAGGCUCAAGAAGCUUGCUGAUCUUGUUAAGCUGCCGCUGAACAAGGUUGAACGCAAGAAGUUGAUCGCGUUGAUAACAGUGGAGGUACAUUCGAGGGAUGUGAUUGAUAAGAUGGUCAAAGCCAACGUUAGCGACGUGAACGCUUUCGACUGGUUAAGUCAAUUGCGGUUUUAUUGGGAAAAGGAGGCAAAAGACGAUGAAGAUUGCUUCAUUCGGCAGAUCAACACUCAAUUCAGAUAUGGCUAUGAAUAUCUAGGCAACAGCGGGAGGCUUGUUAUAACCCCGUUGACGGACCGGUGUUACAUGACGUUAACCACAGCGCUCCACCUCCACCGUGGAGGAAGCCCUCAAGGGCCAGCCGGAACAGGUAAAACGGAAACAGUGAAAGAUCUGGGGAAGGGCCUUGGAAAGUAUGUAAUUGUUCAAAACUGUUCCGAAGACAUGGACUAUAAGUCAAUUGGCCGAAUGUUUUCGGGUCUGGCACAGACGGGAGCGUGGGGCUGCUUCGACGAGUUCAAUCGCAUCAACAUUGAGGUGCUCAGUGUCGUUGCGUUGCAAAUAUCUUGCAUCCUCAGUGCAAUAGCACGAAAUACAAAAGUUUUCGUAUUCGAGGGUCAAGAGAUCAGAUUGAAUGCCGCGUGCGGAAUCUUUAUCACCAUGAACCCUGGCUACGCCGGUCGUACGGAGUUGCCGGACAAUCUCAAAUCACUUUUCAGACCCGUUUCGAUGAUGGUCCCGGAUAGCGGCCUCAUUGCUGAGAUCAUGCUGUUUGCCGAAGGAUUUUCGAACACUCGGAUCCUUUCCAAAAAGGUCGAUACUUUGUAUAAGUUAUCAAUUCAGCAGCUCUCGAAGCAGGAUCACUACGAUUUUGGCCUUCGUGCCAUGACUUCUGCCCUGCGCAGUGCCGGAACACGAAAACGGCAGGACAUGACAGUUGCAGAUGAUGUUGUCCUCUAUUUAUCGAUGCGAGAUAAUAACAUACCCAAACUGACCGCAUGGGAUGUUCCAUUGUUCAUGGGCAUCCUGUCCGAUCUCUUCCCUGGAGUUGAGGCUCCUGCGAUGGAUUAUACCGAGUUUCGAACUGCGCUUAUCGAGGAGAUGAAGAACAACAAUAUUCAACCUUUAGAAGCAAUCAUAACCAAAGUUAUACAACUUUACGAAACGAAGCUCACGCGUCAUGGUGUCAUGGUCGUUGGAGAAACAGGAUCAGGCAAAUCAACUGUGUGGAAGCUACUUCAGCAAACCAGCACUAAGUUAGCCAAAUCGAAUCCGGAGAAAUAUAACUCGGUCAAAGUCUACGCAAUUAACCCCAAAGCUCUGAGUCUUGGGGAGCUCUACGGGGAGAACAAUAUUACUGCAAACGAAUGGACUGAUGGCGUACUCUCCAGUAUCAUGCGAAUAGCGUGUGCGGAUGAGAAACCUGACCAGAAAUGGAUCAUUUUAGACGGACCUGUUGAUACGCUUUGGAUCGAAUCGAUGAAUACGCUUCUUGACGAUAAUAAAGUUCUGACUCUGAUCAACGGAGAGCGAAUUGCUUUGACAGAACAAGUUUCGUUGAUAUUCGAAGUCGACGACUUAUCCACUGCAUCACCUGCCACCGUUAGUCGUGCUGGUAUGAUUUACAUGGACUACAAGGAUUUGGGAUGGCGGCCUUUCGUCGACUCUUGGAUGCAAGGGCGAGCGCAAAAGCAGUCUAUAGAAGCUCUGCGACGACUUAUUGAUAAAUAUGUACCACAGACACUGGAGUUCCGAAGAACGUGUGAAGAACUGGUUCCUGUGCCGGAGAUUUGCGCAAUUCGCUCAUUAUGUGCCCUCUUUGACGCCGUGGCAACGAUGGAGAAUGGAGUAGACCCAGAGGACGUUGAUUCGUACAACAGAAUGAUUGAGCUUUGGUUCCUCUUUUCUGUUAUUUGGGCUAUGGGUGGGUCAUUGACGGACAACAGCCGAAAGCGGUUCGAUAUGUUCCUUCGAGAGAUCGAGGGGCAAUUUCCGAGCAAAGAUACAGUUUACGAAUACUAUGUUGACAAGCAAAACAAAGGAUGGGCGUCUUGGGAAGAUAAGUUGCCAGGAGGAUGGCGCUAUGCUCCAAAUACACCUUUCUAUAAGAUAUUCGUUCCAACGAUCGACACAAUUCGCAACGAAUUUAUUGUUCGGGCACUCAUCAGCAAGAGGAGUCCUGUCCUCAUGGUAGGCGAGGUUGGUACUGGGAAGACAUCCUUGAUUCAUAACGUGAUCUUCAAUCAAGAGACAAGUAACGUCCUCUUGAUAAAUUUCUCCGCUCGGACGUCUUCUAAUGGAUUGCAAAGCAUAAUCGAAAGCAAACUGGAGAAGCGCACUAAGCUCACAUAUGUACCUUGUGGGGGAAAGCACCUGAUUACAUUCAUUGACGACUUCAACAUGCCCAUGAAGGAUACGUUCGGUUCACAACCCCCGUUGGAGCUCAUCCGACAGUGGAUGGACUAUGGGUUCUUCUACGAUCGACAAAAACAGACACCGAAACACGUUAACGACAUCUUAAUGGUCGCAGCCAUGGGUCCACCAGGUGGCGGCAGAAAUACCAUCAGUCCCCGUGUGCAAUCAAGAUUCAACCUCGUCAAUAUGACCUUUCCUAGUGAGGUUUCAAUUAAGCGAAUUUUCGGUACGAUCAUCAACCAGAAAUUACAAGAUUUCGAGGAGGAAGUUAAGCCAUUGGGCGAUAUCAUGACACAAGCCACUUUGGAGAUCUAUAACACAGUAGUUUCCCAGCUGCUGCCCACGCCAGCAAAAUUACACUAUCUUUUCAACCUUCGUGACAUAUCUCGAGUUUUUCAAGGUCUAUUGCGAGCAAAUCGCGACUUUUUCGAUUCGAGAGAAUCCGUUGAAAAGCUCUGGGUCCAUGAAGUUUACAGGGUCUUCCAUGACCGUUUGGCGGAUAGAGAGGACCGUAACUACUUCCAGAAGCUUGUCGAUGACAAGCUAGUGAUGCAUUUCGGGACCUCUUUGAAGCAAUUAUCUCCUGACAGACGACCACCUAUAUUUGUUGAUUUCAUGCGGGACCCUGGCACGGAACCAACGUACGAAGAGAUACCAGAUAUGGGCGCACUGAGAAAAUUCAUGAGCGAGAAGCUACAGGAAUACAACAUGGAACCCGGCUUUGUCCAAGCCGAUCUCGUGCUCUUCCGGGAUGCUAUUGAGCACAUAUGUCGGAUUACCCGUAUUCUCCGCCAACCAGCCGGAAAUGUGCUUCUGAUUGGUGUUGGUGGCAGUGGUAGACAAAGUCUUACGAGGCUAGCAGCUUAUACGGUAGAGACCAUGGUGUUUCAGAUCAAGAUUUCCAAGCAUUAUCGCCAUGUAGACUUCCGUGAAGAUCUUAAAAAGGUGUACCGACUGGCUGGUGUUGACGGCAAACCGAUUGCCUUCCUCAUAACGGAUCAACAAAUUAUAUCUGACAGCUUUUUGGAAGAUUUAAGUAAUGUUUUGAGUAGUGGAGAGGUGCCUAAUUUGUUCACUCCCGAAGAAUUGACCGAAAUCAAGCAGGCUUUGCAAGCAUCGGCCAAGGGAGAGCGCAAUAUCGAUAACGCCGAUGCUGCGUACAGUUGGUUUAUUGAGAGGGUUCGUGCAAAUCUGCAUGUGGUUUUGUGCAUGAGUCCCGUUGGAGACCCUUUCAGAAACCGACUGCGAAUGUUUCCCGCCCUUAUUAACUGCACCACGAUCGACUGGUUUUCGGAAUGGCCUGAGGAUGCCCUAAUGGAAGUUGCAGCGAAAUAUCUCGAAAAUAUUGAUGUGGGAGGGGAGCCGGCCAAGAAGGCUAUAUCGCAAGUGUUUGUGUCGGUACAUACAUCCGUAGUCGAGACCUCUGCAAGGAUGAUUACUGAGCUGAAGAGGUAUAACUAUGUAACUCCAAUCAACUACCUGGAAUUGGUGACCGGAUAUCUGGAAUUGCUCAAGGAGAAGAGGAAGCAGAUCGGAGAAGCCGCGGCGAAGCUCCGAAAUGGUCUAAGCAAAUUGGAUGAUACACGUCAAAAUGUUGAAAAGAUAUCUGUAGAACUGGAGGAAGCCAAAAAGCAGGUGGCUCAGUACCAAAAGCAAUGCGAGGAUUACUUGGUCAUCAUUGUUCAACAGAAACGAGAAGCGGAUGAGCAGGCCAAAAGUGUGGCAGCAAAAGCAGAAAAACUUGGCGCUGAAGAAGAAGAAGUUCGAGCAGUCGCCGAUGCUGCACAAGCCGACCUGGAUCAGGCAAUUCCAGCAUUGAACGCAGCAAUGAAAGCCCUUGAGGCUCUUAACAAAAAGGACUUGAAUGAAAUUCGGUCUUAUGGGAAACCUCCACCGUUAGUUGAAAAGGUUAUGGAAGCCGUAAUGGUUCUGAAGAAAUCUGAGCCAACUUGGGAUGAAGCAAAACGUCAGCUUGGAAAUCCGUAUUUCAUCAAGCAAUUGAUCAAUUUUGAUAAAGACAACAUAUCAGAUAAGAUCCUCAAGAGGAUCAACCAAUAUUGCGCAGAUGAAAACUUCCAACCUGACGUAGUUGGCCGAGUGUCAGGGGCAGCAAAAUCGCUAUGUAUGUGGGUGCGAGCGAUGGAAAGUUACGGCACGAUUUUCAGGCAAGUAGCACCAAAGAGAGAGAAACUGAGACUGGCGCAGGAAACGCUAGAAAAGAAACAGAAGUCAUUGCGAGAAGCCAAAGCAAAGUUGCAAGAGAUUCAGGACAAGCUUGUCGAGCUGAAAACGCAAUAUGAUGAUAAAGUCGGCCUCAAGGAGAAACUGCGACAAGAUUCAGAGUUGACCGAGCUAAAACUACAACGAGCCGAGCAAUUGGUGUCUGGUCUAGCGGGUGAACGGGACAGAUGGGAGCGCAGCAUCAAAAACUACGAGGAGGCUAUGGGAUAUCUCCCCGGUGACUGUUUACUAGCCGCCGCAUUCCUGUCUUAUGCUGGACCUUUUCCAAGUAACUAUCGUCAGGCCCUUGUCAAUUCAGUGUGGUUAGCCCAAAUCAAGGCGCUAGAAAUUCCUUUCACUCCUGCUUUUUCAUUUGACACGUUCAUUGGCAAACCGACGGAUAUUCGAGAGUGGACCCUGCAAGGCCUUCCCAGUGAUCCAUUCUCGGCAGAGAAUGGUAUCAUUGUGACCAGGGGUCGACGUUGGCCUAUAAUGAUUGAUCCGCAAGGACAGGCCAAUAAGUGGAUCAAGAACAUGGAAGCGAAGAAGGACCUCAAAAUCAUUGACCUCAAGCAGUCGGAUUUCAUGAGAACAUUGGAAGCCGCCAUCCAAUACGGCAAGCCAGUUAUGUUGCAGGGUGUUCUAGAGGUCAUUGACCCCGCUUUGGAUCCGAUCCUCAACAAGUCCGUGAUCAAGAAGGGUGGUCAACUUACCAUUAAGCUCGGCGACAAAGAAAUAGAGUACAAUCCCGACUUCCGCUUCUAUAUUACCACAAAAUUAGCAAAUCCUCAUUAUUCCCCUGAGGUCUUUGCAAAGGCUACCAUUGUGAACUUCGCCGUUAAGGAAAAAGGUCUUGAAGAUCAGCUCCUGGGAAUCGUGGUUCGUCGUGAGAAACCAGAACUCGAGGAGCAGAAGAACGCAUUAGUUGUGAACGUUGCAGCGGCGAAGAAAAAAUUGGCGGAUCUUGAGGACGAGAUAUUACAUUUAUUGAGCACUGCGCAAGGAUCUCUACUAGACGAUGAGAAACUAGUACUCACCUUGCAGUCAUCCAAAUCAACUGCCGAGCAAGUCACGCAGCAGCUUGUUAUCAGCGAGCAGACUGAAAAGCGGAUCGACACUGCUCGAGAAGGAUAUCGGCCUUGCGCUCAACGUGCGUCCAUCUUAUACUUUGUGCUAAACGACCUGGCGACCGUGGACCCAAUGUACCAAUUUUCACUUGAUGCGUACACGGAUUUAUUCGAUAAAUCGAUCAGCAAAAGCAAAAAAUCUGAAGAGCUUGCGGAACGGAUUGCAAACCUGAAUGAGUUCCAUACGUACUCGGUGUACAAAAACACUUGCCGGGGCUUAUUUGAGUCCCACAAAUUGCUAUUUGCUUUCCAGAUGACGGUUAAGAUUAUGGAGGCAGCCAAGAAGCUCCCCAAGGAAGAGUAUGACUUUUUCUUAAGAGGCGGGCAGGUCCUCGACAGGGACAGGCAAUUGCCCAACCCAUACUCAGAGUGGAUAACGGAGUCUGCGUGGGAUAAUAUAACCGAAUUGGAUGUCCUACCCGCGUUUUCCGGUCUUGUCAGCUCACUGGAGCAAAGUGAGCGAGAGUGGAAGGCGUGGUUUAUGACCAGUGACCCCGAAGAGACCGCACUGCCAGGCGAAUGGGAGAACAAGCUCAACGACCUUCAACGCAUGCUAGUAGUGCGAUCGUUACGCCCUGAUCGGGUGAUCUUCUGUGCCAGCAAGUUUGUCAUUGCGAACCUCGGCCAGAAAUUUGUAGAGCCCCCCAUUUUGGAUAUUGCAGAUAUUUUAGCCGACUCCUCACCUCGCAUACCCCUCAUUUUCGUUCUAUCCCCAGGUGUCGAUCCGACAAGUUCCUUAAUGUCCCUUGCACAAAAGCGUGGCAUGUCUGGGCGCUUCAAUUACCUGUCACUUGGACAAGGCCAGGCCCAAAAGGCAACCAAGAUGAUACAGGAUGGGAUCCGCGAAGGUAACUGGGUUUUCCUAGCAAAUUGUCAUCUGUCGAUCAGUUGGAUGCCGACAUUGGACAAGAUCGUUGAGGGUCUUACGUCUGAGCAUCCUCAUCCGGACUUCCGCCUAUGGCUCUCAAGUAGUCCGCAUCCGCAAUUCCCAAUUUCGAUUCUGCAAAGUGGCAUUAAAAUGACGACCGAGCCACCGAAGGGUAUACGAGCAAACCUUGCUCGUCUGUACGCAGGUUUCACGGAAGAGAACUUCAACCGAUGUACGAAGUUAGAUGUUUACAAAAAGCUCCUCUUCUCGCUUUGCUUCUUCCAUAGCGUUCUCAUUGAGAGGAAGAAAUUCCAGACGCUUGGCUGGAAUGUAACUGCGGAUUUCAAUGACUCUGAUUUUGAAAUCUGCGAGAAUUUGAUGGUAGUACUUCUGGACGAAUAUCAAGAAACGCCCUGGGACGCACUGAAAUAUCUUAUUGCGGAAGCAAAUUACGGUGGCAGGAUAACAGAUGAUUGGGAUCGGCGAGUUUUACGAAGUUACAUCAACACGUUGUUUAGCGAUGAGGCGAUACAAACUCCACAAUUUAGAGUUUCAUCAUUACCGAAUUAUUAUAUCCCCGAAUCGACAGAUCUUCCGGGAUUCCGCGACUAUGUCGCCUCUCUGCCAGCCUUUGAUAAGCCUGAAGUUUUUGGUCAACAUCCGAACGCAGAUAUUGCGAGUCAAAUUCGGGAAUCCGGAAAUAUGCUGCAAAGUUUGUUAUCCCUUCAACCCCAGGUGACCACUGGUGCUGGAGCUAGUCGUGAAGACAAAGUAUAUGCAAUUGCUUCGGAUAUGUUACGUCGACUACCGGAAGAUAUUGACUAUGAUGCGACGUACAAAAUGGUGCAACAUGAUAUGUCCCCAACAACGGUCGUGCUACUGCAGGAGAUCUCGCGAUAUAACGAUCUUUUGAUCAAGAUACGAAGGUCGCUUACGGACUUACAAAACGGCAUCAAGGGUAUCGUGGUCAUGUCACCGGAAUUGGAGGAAACGUUCAACUGCAUUUUUGAAAGCCGAGUGCCGCCACAGUGGGGAAAAGCUUAUGGGUCGCUGAAGCCCCUCGCUGCGUGGACCCGCGACUUGACACUUCGCGUUGAGUUUUUCGCUGACUGGGCGAAAGGGGUGGAACCUAAGCUCUUCUGGCUUGGUGCUUUCACCUUCCCAACCGGCUUCCUGACGGCGGUUCUGCAGAAGACGGCGAGACGAAAUAACAUCGCCAUCGAUGCACUGUCGUGGGACUUUACUGUUCUUCAGCUUGAAGACGACAGCCAUGUUCAGCAACCGCCCAAGGAAGGGGUUUAUAUAAAACAUUUGUACCUUGAAGGCGCCAGUUGGGACCGCAAAAGCAAUUGCCUCACGGAGCCGAAACCAAUGGAACUCAUAACCCCUAUGCCCCCCAUUCACUUUAAACCAGUGGACAGUAAGAAAAAAUCUGUCAAGGGCGUGUACAGUUGUCCACUAUACUACUAUCCAGUUCGGUCCGGGACAAGAGAACGCCCUUCUUUUGUGAUUGCUUUGGAACUGAAGACUGGGCAGCAUGAUCCAGAUUUCUUUGUCAAACGUGGAACAGCAGCUUUAACUUCGUUGAGCUGAACAAAUGUAAUUAUGUAUAUAGAAAACUAGACUAAAGGGUUUUUCUGCCUUUAAUACAAAUCGGAGUGAGUAUAAGUUCGCCCA
This is a messenger RNA of Spizellomyces punctatus DAOM BR117, 13991 nucleotides long. RefSeq lists its product as uncharacterized. The transcript is spliced from 8 exons. Gene Ontology annotation, biological process: microtubule-based movement. The record is from RefSeq and is a predicted model, not a curated record. Gene Ontology annotation, cellular component: dynein complex. Bases 237 to 13907 code for a protein of 4556 amino acids. Gene Ontology annotation, molecular function: dynein light intermediate chain binding; ATP hydrolysis activity; ATP binding. NCBI's taxonomy places the organism in Eukaryota, Fungi, Chytridiomycota, Chytridiomycetes, Spizellomycetales, Spizellomycetaceae.